This is a messenger RNA of Molossus molossus (Pallas's mastiff bat), 1491 nucleotides long. It is a transcript of the gene GPR101, whose product is annotated as G protein-coupled receptor 101. Gene Ontology annotation, biological process: adenylate cyclase-activating adrenergic receptor signaling pathway. NCBI's taxonomy places the organism in Eukaryota, Metazoa, Chordata, Mammalia, Chiroptera, Molossidae. Gene Ontology annotation, cellular component: membrane. Gene Ontology annotation, molecular function: G protein-coupled receptor activity. The record is from RefSeq and is a predicted model, not a curated record.
AUGACGCCCACCUACACCAACACCACGUCCAAAAACAGCAGCAGCCACACGUGCAUGCCCUUCUUCAAAAUGCCCAUCAGCCUGACUCAUGGAAUCAUCCACUCCAGCAUGCUGCUCAUCUUUAUCACCGCCUCAUUCAUGGGCAACAUAGUGCUAGCAAUUGUGUUGCAGCGCAAGCCUCAGCUGCUGCAGGUGACCAACCGCUUCAUCUUUAACCUCUUCAUCACUGACCUGCUGCAGGUUUCACUCGUGGCUCCCUGGGUGGUGGCCACAUCUGUGUCUCUCUUCUGGCCCCUCAACAGCCACUUCUAUACUGUCCUGGUUCACCUCACUCACCUGUUCGCCUUUGCCAGUGUCAACACUAUCUUUGUGGUGUCAGUGGAUCACUCUAUCAUCCACCCACUCUCCUACCCAGCCAAGAUGACCCUGCGCUGGGGUUAUAUGCUCCUCUAUGGCACCUGGAUCUUGGCCAUCCUUCAGAGCACACCCCUACUUUAUGGCUGGGGUCAGGCUGCCUUUGAUGAGUACAAUGCCCUCUGCUCCAUGAUCUGGGGGUCCAGCCCUAGCUACACCAUUCUCAGCAUGGUGACCUUCAUUAUCAUUCCACUGGUCGUCAUAAUUGCCUGCUACUCUGUGGCAUUUGGUGCAGCCCGGCAUCAGCAUGCUCUUCUGUAACACGUCAAGAGCCACCACAGGUUGGAGGUUCCAGCCAAGGACCGUGUGGAGAAUGAGGAUGAAAAGGGAGAGAGGAAGGAUGAGUUCCAGGGUGAGAGCAAGUUCCACAGCCAGAAUGAAGGUGGGAUCAAGGCUAAAGUGGGCAGUGUGGAGGCCCAAGAAGGCAGAUUGGAAGUCAAGGAAGAGAGUGUGGAGGCCAAGGGCAGCAAGGAGGUCAAAGAAAGCAGCUUGGUAGCUGAUGGUGGCAGCAUGGAGGGUAAGGAAAGUGGCACCAAUAUUGAGAGCAGCAUGAAAGCAGGCAAUGGUCAUAUAGAGGUCAAUCAGUGCAACAUUGACUUGGGUAAAGAUGACAUGGAGUUUGGUGAAAAUGACAUCAAUUUCAGUGAGGAUGACAUCAAGGCAGUGAACAUCCAGGAGAGUUUCCCAAAGAGUCAUCAAAACAGCAACAAUGACCCUCCUCUGCCCAAGUGCUACCAGUGCAAAGCUGCUAAAGUGAUCUUCCUGAUCAUGUUCUCCUAAAUGCUGUUACUGGGGCCCUUGAUUCUAGAAGUCCUGGCUAUGUGGGUGGAUGUCCAAACCAAGGUAUCACAGGAGGUGAUCAAAAUAAUAAUCUGGCUUUUCUUCCUCCAGUGCUGCAUCCCCUACAUAUAUGGGUACAUGCACAAGACCAUCAAGAAGGAAAUUGAGGAUAUGCUGAAUAAGUUCUUCUGCCCCCAAAAGAAUAUAGCCACCCAGACCUCUGGAACUGAAGUUGGCACAGAGGGUGGGACUGAAGGCAAGAUCAUCCCUUCUCAUGAUUCUGCCACUUCACCUUGA